Messenger RNA from Rhinichthys klamathensis goyatoka, 1362 nucleotides. Its product is annotated as E3 SUMO-protein ligase ZBED1-like. Gene Ontology annotation, molecular function: DNA binding. Bases 1 to 1362 code for a protein of 453 amino acids. The record is from RefSeq and is a predicted model, not a curated record. The transcript is spliced from 2 exons. NCBI's taxonomy places the organism in Eukaryota, Metazoa, Chordata, Actinopteri, Cypriniformes, Leuciscidae.
AUGGCGGAGUCAAGCAGGGAAAGUAAUAGUGAGAGCAAGAAGUUAAAGGACGCUCCAGCAACAUUUAAAUCCAAAGUGUGGACUCACUUUGGAUUUUAUAGCAGUGCGGACGGGGCAAAGCUAGAAAAGGACUACGCAAUAUGCAAGAACUGCUUGGCAAAAGUCCGCUACACGGGAAACACGACAAACUUGCACAGCCACCUCACGCGGCAUCACCCGGAGCUCUGUGAGAAAGCCGUGGUUAGUGCUGGCUCGAAGCCGACACACCCCGGCGUAAACACCUUUUUCCAGGCAAAGCUACCACCUUGUUCUGCGAGGGCAAAGUCAAUCACAAAUGGGAUCGCUGUUUACAUGUGUAAAGGGCUCCGUCCGUACAGCGAGGUGGAGAACGAGGGGUUCUGCUUUUUGAUGAAAAUCUUAGAGCCACGCUUUGAUAUUCCCUCUCGGAAAUAUUUUUCUGAAAAAAUUAUUCCUGCACUUUAUGACCAGACCAGGGCUGAAGUUGAGUCGGCACUCGAGUCGGCAGAAAGAGUGGGGCUCACGUGUGACGGGUGGACAUCGAGAGCCACGGACUCCUACAUAACGUUCACUGUACAUUUUAUAAACGAAGACUGGGAAAUGAAGUCAUAUGUCCUGCAAACCCGAGCAAUGCACGAAACGCACACUGGGUCACACAUUGCCGAUGUACUGAAAGCCACAGUGGGGGAGUGGAAUCUUGACGCUAAGAAGCCAGUGGUUGUCACCGACAAUGCAUCAAACAUGCGUGUAGCAAUGGACUUAACAGGAUACCAACAUGUUAGAUGUUUUGCUCAUGUUUUAAAUCUUGCAUCCCAACGUGCGCUGAAAAUAGCUGCUGUUUCCAAGGUACUUGUCAAAGUUAGGAGGAUCUCAACAUUCUUUCAUAGAAGCACAACUGGAGCAGAAGCACUGAAAAGAAACCAGAAACUCCUUGGCCUCCCCCUUCACAAGCUCAUCACGGACAUGCCUGUUCGUUGGAAUAGUGCCUAUGAGAUGGUCUCCAGGUUUCUUGAGCAACAGCCAGCUGUCUGUGCUGCCCUCUUAUCAACAGAGGUAAGAAAAAAUGUGACUGACUGUGCUCUGACAGAGAAUGACAUCUCAAGCGCUGAAGAGAUGGUGGAAGCACUUAGACCAAUGCUUGUGGCAACAAAUAUCAUGUGUGAGGAAAAGAAUCCCACCAUUUCAGUGGUUGCUCCUCUUCAUGCCCAACUGCUGCGAGAUGACACAACCAGCACUGAAGAAGAUUCCCCUCUGGUUCGAGAGAUUAAGGGAGCCAUCAAUCAAGACCUUUCAAAGAGAUAUCAAUCAGAGGUGGAAAAAGAUCUCCUCAGCCCUGGACCCUAG